AUGGUGAGGGGAUGGGCCCCACAGACGGCGAUACUGGCCCACAAGGCCGUCGGAGGAUUCAUGACACAAUGCGGAUGGAACGCGGUGCUGGAGUCAGUGGCGACUGCAGGGGUGCCGUUGUUGACGUGGCCGCUGGUGUUUGAGCAGUACAUGAACGAGAGGCUGGUGGUGGAAGGUGUUGGGAGGGAGGGGUUAGAGUUCGUAGCGCGUCGUAGGAGCACGAUGGAUAAGGAGAGGGUGGUGGUGCCCGCGGAGGUGAUCGAGAAGGUGGUGUUCCGAUUCAUGGGCGGCGAAGGUGGGGCGGUGAGAUCGAGGGUGAAGGAGUUGGCAAAGAUGGCGUGUUGUGCGGUGGCGAAGGGCGGAGGGUCGCGGAAUGAUUUCGACUGUUUGAUCGGUGAGCUUAUGGCGACAAAGGAACUCCAGAUGAAAAAGGAACACGAGCAUGCUAACUAA
Messenger RNA from Asparagus officinalis (garden asparagus), 453 nucleotides. RefSeq names its product UDP-glucose flavonoid 3-O-glucosyltransferase 7-like. The record is from RefSeq and is a predicted model, not a curated record. The coding region runs from base 1 to 453 and encodes 150 amino acids. The transcript has a single exon. Lineage: Eukaryota; Viridiplantae; Streptophyta; Magnoliopsida; Asparagales; Asparagaceae. Gene Ontology annotation, molecular function: UDP-glycosyltransferase activity.